AUGCCGGCGGGCACCGAGCAGCCGGGGGGCGCCGAGGAGCAGCCGCCCGCCCAGGGCCCGGCGGCGGCAGAGAGGCCGCCGUCCUCGGGCCGCCGCCGUCCGCCGCUGCUGCCCGCCGCCGAGCAGGGGGAGGAGUCCGGCGGCAGCCGGGUGCUGAGGGGCGGCCGGGAGCGGGGCCGGGCCGCGGCCGCCGCCGCCUCGGCCGCGGGGGGAGCCGCUGCCGCCGCCUCCCGCCGCCGUAAGGCCGAGUAUCCCCGGCGCCGGCGGAGCAGCCCCGGGGCCCGGCCCGCCGCCGAGCAGCCCGCCGCCGAGACGCCGCCCGCGGCCAAGAAGGCCCCCCGGGCCGGCUUGUUUUGGCUCCGUAUGCCAGAAGCCUCAGUGAAGGAGGCGGCGGGAUCUGUUUUCCCGCGAGGAGAUGACUGCAUCUCGCUGCUGCUUUAUUUCUGGAAAGCUGUUUCUUACACUUGCCUUUUGUAUUUUUUCAGGUGCACAGAUAAAGCAGCUGGUAAAGAUCCCAAAGAAGAGAAGGAAGAGGAGGAAGUUUCCAGUGUCCUCAGCCAUGGCUCUUCUGUCAGCACAGCCAGGCCUAGCAGAAGCUGGCGCAGCAGCAGGUCAGCUACUGCGGCCCGCCAGCGUGACACUGAGAAUUCGCGUGCCUCCAGAUCCAAGACUGGUUCCCUGCAGCUUGUUUGCAAGUCAGAGCCAAACACAGACCAGCUUGAAUACGAGGUCACAGAAGAGCAUCAGUCUCCAGCUGGAAUCAGCAGUGAUGAUGAUGAGGAGAUGCUUAUCAGUGAGGAAGAAGUUCCAUUCAAAGAUGAUCCAAGAGAUGAAACCUACAAGCCCCAUCUAGAGAAGGAAGCGCCAAAGCAAAGGAGAAAAGCUACCAAGGUGAAGGAGGAAAAAGAGAAACAGAAAGAGAUUAAAGUAGAAGUGAAAGAAGAGAGUGAGUUUCAGGAAGAUGAAGAACCACCAAGGAAGAGGGGAAGGAGGAGAAAGGAUGACAAGAGCCCAAGGCUGCCCAAGAGAAGGAAGAAGCCUCCGAUACAGUAUGUCCGCUGCGAGAUGGAAGGCUGUGGCACAGUCUUGGCUCACCCGCGUUACCUGCAGCAUCACAUAAAGUACCAGCACUUGCUGAAGAAAAAAUAUGUGUGUCCUCAUCCCUCCUGUGGUCGGCUCUUCCGACUCCAGAAGCAGCUCCUGCGGCAUGCCAAACACCACACAGAUCAAAGGGAUUACAUCUGUGAGUACUGUGCCCGGGCAUUUAAGAGUUCUCAUAACUUGGCGGUGCACCGAAUGAUCCAUACGGGCGAGAAGCCAUUGCAGUGUGAGAUCUGUGGAUUCACCUGCCGGCAGAAGGCUUCCCUCAACUGGCACAUGAAGAAGCAUGAUGCGGACUCCUUCUACCAGUUCUCCUGCAACAUUUGCGGCAAGAAAUUUGAGAAGAAGGACAGCGUCGUGGCCCACAAAGCCAAGAGCCACCCCGAAGUGCUUAUUGCUGAAGCGCUGGCUGCCAACGCGGGUGCCCUGAUCACCAGCACCGACAUCCUGGGCACUAACCCCGAGGCCAUUGCGCCGCCCACUGAUGGCCAAGGCCUCCCCCUUCUUCCCGACCCCCUGGGAAGUGCUGCCCAGGCAGAUUGCCUGCUGCUGAACCCUGACGGGAUGCCGAAGACAUACUGCGGUGGGGCAGAGCGCGUGAGCCUGGUGGCUGACGGCAAGCUCUUUGUGGGCAGCGGCAGCAGUACAAACCCGGAGGGGCUGGUCAUGAACACAGAGAUCCUGGGAGCCACCACAGAGGUGCUCAUCGAAGAUUCAGACUCCACUAGUGGACCCUAGUGGGCGGGGAGCACAUGGGUGCUGGGACAGUUUGGACUCUGUAUUUAAAAGGAGAAGAAAAAAAAAAAGGAGACACUUACUGAAAGAGAGAAAAGUUAAACAAAACUUACAGUACUAGUAAAUAACCGAAGGGUCUGCUCCCCUCCAGUGUGGAUCACAGCACAUCCUCUUUCUCCCAACCACUUCUCUCUCUCCCACUGCUCCUUUGUAGAAAGGGGCACAUGCUGCCAUUACCAGAGCAAGUUGGACUGAGCAACGGAUUUCUCCAAGGGAGGGGGAACUGCUGAAACCCUUUGCUCUACCCCAAACCAGAUGCCUUCCCGGCUCCUUGACGUGGCCCCACUCGCAAACUAGAAAGUGUUUGAUGUGCUCUGGACAAGUUUCUUAGGACUCCCUCUUGCCCCUGGUCCCAACUUCUAUGCAUCGCUGCACUCUGGUCCUUGCAGUCUCAUUCUUCCUCCCGGGGCUGGGAGUUUGGCUUGGCACUUUAGGCCCCCUCAGCAGGGUGAGCUGUGAAACAGCGCACGUCCCUCUCCCCACCGCGCUCCUCUGCUCCAGCUCUGGCAGGAAGCGGAGGGAACGCCCUGGCUCAUAGAUCAUGUUUGCUUGGAGAGGCCCGGGGGCUACGGGAGCCCUGCGUGGGAGAGGCAAGGAGGAGCAUCCCAGUUUGACGACAGUAAUUUGCACUUUGAACAUGUUUCGUUUUUGUGUUGUGGUAACAAGAUUCCUUAUUUAUUGAUUAAAAAAGGGUCGGUAUUUUUUAGUUACGUUCUUAGGGGGUGGGGGUGGAAGGGGUUCAGGCUAUUUCCCAGUAGGCUCCUUCGCACUAGCGAGCUGCAGGGAGCACAUCGUGCCAUCGUAACAGCAGCUGGGAGAGCCGAGGUGAAGGCGGCGUUCUGGAGUCAGAUGUCUCUUGCAGCUUUUCCAGAGUAGAGGGAGAGCCCCUGGAGAAGAGCCUGCUUGCAGUGGGAGUCUCUGCAGCAGCAUUUUAGCAGGAGGAUGAGGUGAGUGAUGGAACAGGGGCUGUUGUCUCCCUCCCUCCCAGGCUGGGGUGAGCUCCUUGCAGUAAAUGCUUUUUUUGCCUCCCCCUCACUGCCUAGCCUUUCAGGGAAGAACAUCGUUAGCCAGGAACUUGUUCUCGUGACUUAGGACAGUUGUGAGCUGCUUGCUGCUGGGGGAUGUUCUGCUCCUCGUCCAACUCUGCCUCUCCGUUCCAGGUCUAGACAAAGAUGCAGAAGCAGGGACUGGAUAUGGUUGUCUCAGGCUUGUUUAUCCAAGGCAAUAGACUGACGCGGGACUAAGGGGCCGUCAGCUUCUCUCCCUGCCCCCAUUUUGGGGGGAGGGUGUUGUGCAGUUGUGUUCUCAAAGCUUGUCUCUUCUGCGCAAACAACGCUGCUUUCCAUGAAACGUGGCGGUUCCAGUGUUGCCUGCCGGUGUAGUUAGGAUGGCUCUGAGCCCUUGGAAAAGUUUACAUGGGAUAUGAUGUGUCUGCUAUGGAGACUUGGAUCUUUUUGCUCUUAUCUGAAACUUUGUGUGGAGAUUCAGUGGCCUUGAAUUCGUAGUGUUUUUGGAAGAGGUGAAGAAUAACCUGGGCUUUUUGUUUGUUUGCUUGUUUUUUGGUUGGGUUUACAUGGUUGGGAGCAGAGCUGAAGUGUCUUGUCCAAGCACAAGAUCAGCUAAAUUAGUCUGUAGCACGCAGCAGCUACGCAAAAUCGGGUACUGGGGUCUGGAGAAUGGCAAUAAAACGUGGAAUUUAAUUGGAAACUUUUUACAGGAAACUGAACACCCACUUUGUCCCCUGUGGUGCCUGGAAAUCCAGCUGUGGUGCAAGCCUGGCAGCUUUUAUUGGGCCAUUUGUCCUGAUUUGCCCCCUCCCUUCCCCCCUUACACUGGUAUCUUUGUCAGAGCAAGAUGAAACACUUCUGGUGUUGGGGCGGUUCGUGGCUGAACAGUUUGCAACCCUGGUGUCUUAUGCCCUAGGUGUGGUCAUCCCAUGUCCACGUUCUUGCACAGUGGCAGCAGUGUGGCUCCCAUGCCUGCAGGAGAUGCGUCUGGCCACAAGCCUCUCCUGGAAAUAAGGGUGAGGGCCCAGUGUACCUGAAUGCAGGUCUUCUUGGACAGUGCAUGUCAGGUCCACAGUGGUACGGUGUUGAACUAAACCAGCUUCUUCAGCUGGGAUGAUCCAGUUUCUUGCUUGGAUCAAAUUAUUGUCAUUUCCAGCAGGAAGCUUUUGGGUGGCCAACCGGUCCUCUCCCCUUGCAAACUAAAAAGAAGCAGCGCAACGAGACGUGUUCAAACCCAGCUCUGAUGGUUUCACAGCCCAGCGGCGCGGGUCUUCUGUCUCGGGAGACUUGGGGCUGGCCGAGCUGUGUUAUGUGGUGGCACGUCUCCUGGCCUGGAUUCUGGCCACGAGUAGCAGAUGAGCUCGUGUGGUGCGGGUCGGCCCCCUCAUCCCCAUGCUUGCUGCUUUUCGUGCCCUGCCCCUGUGCCCUGUGGGAGGUGCGGAGCGGGCAGAGCCUUGCACAGAACACUAAAUGGAGAGCUCGGGGUUUUGUUUUCUGAGGGAUGGCACUAAAAUGCUUUUGGGUCAAGGGCUUGCUCACCUCUGGUGACGCGGCACCUGGCUGGGAGGCCAGGGAGGCUGCCUCGUCCUGUGUCUGCCCCAACCGCCCCGAGCGGAGCAAAGAGUUUGCCGUCGGCCGCAUUUCUGGGAUGCAGAAUCGAGCGGCUCAUUUGCUUCCUGGCCCGGACACCUCUGGUCCCUGCCACUCCCUGUCUUGUCCUUCCAUGCACACCUCUUGUAGCUCUCCUUUUUCUUUUUCUGGUCUCGGCCAGUUGCCUGUCUGUCCUCUAACCACAGCCUGCUAACCCCUGGCGCAGGAGAGACUGGUGUAGCUCCCUUCCCAUUCCCCUUUGAAACCCUGAAACUGACACAGCCCUCCUGCAGCUCCUUCUCUCCUAUAUGUCUCUCCUUCACUCGCAUGCAGUUUGCUUCAAUAAAUUAUUGUAGUAGUUUGCAAUAAACUUUUUUGUAUUUUUUUUC
Messenger RNA from Gavia stellata (red-throated loon), 4882 nucleotides. It is a transcript of the gene ZFP91, whose product is annotated as ZFP91 zinc finger protein, atypical E3 ubiquitin ligase. Gene Ontology annotation, cellular component: nucleus. Gene Ontology annotation, biological process: regulation of transcription by RNA polymerase II. Lineage: Eukaryota; Metazoa; Chordata; Aves; Gaviiformes; Gaviidae. The transcript has 12 exons. Gene Ontology annotation, molecular function: transcription coregulator activity. Bases 1 to 1839 code for a protein of 612 amino acids. The record is from RefSeq and is a predicted model, not a curated record.